Candida dubliniensis CD36 is the source of this 960-nucleotide messenger RNA. RefSeq names its product protein-lysine N-methyltransferase. The record is from RefSeq and is a predicted model, not a curated record. The transcript has a single exon. The coding region runs from base 1 to 960 and encodes 319 amino acids. Lineage: Eukaryota; Fungi; Ascomycota; Pichiomycetes; Serinales; Debaryomycetaceae.
AUGAAUAGACGUUUUUUUUCAUUGAUUGAACAAAGAGUCCCCGCAAAAUAUAUAUCAUUCACUGUUGACGAUUUGAAAUAUGACGCUCAAUUAGAGUUUGUUCAUUGUAUCCAGACAGUGUUGCCACUAAACCCUUAUUAUGUGAAGACAGUAUUGAAAGAAUACAUCAAACAUAUUGAAUCUUCAAACGAAGACACCUCAGACGAGCUAUACGAACUGUAUUGUGAUCCUGAAGUUUUGAACGCUAGGGAGCUAGGCCCGGAACAAACAGAUGUUAUCAAAUAUUUUAUAUCGGGAUUUAACCAACAAUACAAUGGCAAUGACAAGGAUACAAUAACCAUAAAGGAAACCCCUAAACUAAUCUCAGGAAGUAACACAACAGGAUUAAGAACGUGGGAAGCAGCACUUUAUUUAUCCAAUUUCUUAAAUGCCAAAGAUAGUCCGCCAUACAAUCUCGCAAACAAAACUGUUAUGGAAAUAGGAUGUGGUACUGGCUUGGUGAGUUUGGCUCUUGCUAAAAACUAUCACAAUAUCAAAAAGUUGAUCAUGACUGACGGAUCUACUAAUGUAUUUGACAAUUUACAGGAAACAUUGAGGUUAAAUAAUUUAAACGAUUCCAGUAUUAUACAAUGCCAACAGUUGAUAUGGGGUGAGAAAACAACAGUUGAGGAACAUGUGGACUAUCUUGUGGCGGCAGAUAUCACAUAUGAUACGAGAAUCUUAGACCCAUUAUGUCAAACUAUCAAAGACUUGUUUUCGAAUAACAAUUUACAAUUUGCAGUAAUUGCGGCUACAAUACGAAACGUUGAUACUAUAAAAGAAUGGGAGCUGAAGCUAGAUGUAUGGUUUUCUGGCAAAUGGUCGGUUAUGGAAACUGAGUCUGAUCCACAUUCUAUUCAAUCCAACUGCUGGUUUAAUGUUAAUACUCCUGAAAUACGUAUAUAUGAAAUACAUUUAUAG